AGAGAGAGAGGGAGAGAGAGAGAGAGAGAGAGAGAGAGAGAGGACAGCCAGCACAGUAGCCGAGACUUUGUGGGAGGGAGGUUGAGCAUAGGGAGACAAAAACAGGAACAAAGUUGAUAAGACGGUUCCAAAGUUCACCUGCAGCUCACCUGGGGAUGGGUGCUCCUUUCCCUAAACUGGUCAGAGAUGGUUCAGGUCGUGGAUAGGAUAUCAUAUGAAUCCCAGAUCUGCUCUCCGAUACCCGGAGGAUUGGGACUUGGUCUCUCCUUGUGUCUUCAUUGAUUUUUUUUUUACCUGGACCAUUACUGUUUUUUUUGUUGUUGACUGGAGUCGUAUUUACUACACAUCGCAUGGUGGGUUCUGCCUGAAGAAAUCAGGACAAAGGAGUACAGACUGUGAGAACGGGAUUUUAAUCUCACUCUUCUGACUCCUAAAGCCCAAUGGAUCUGAGGCCUAGGAAGGUCGUGGUGCUUCUCCUGUACUGCUAUGGUUGUUCUGCCAUUGGUGAAGGUAAGCCAUACUUCAUCUCUAGGAAUUUCAACACUGUGCUCCACUGGAACAAGUUCGACAGCCCAGAUGAAGGGGUCCUUUACAGUGUGCAUUACAAAAGGUACGGAGAGCCAUACAAGCUGAAUAUGGCGUGCCAGAACAUCACAACUCUUUCUUGUGACCUCACUGCAGAGACACCAUACAUCUAUCAAAAUUCAUACUGUGCUCAGGUUUUCGCCAACAGUCACUCCCUAGGCCAUACAGCACUGUUUAAACCUCUGAGAGACACCGUCCUUGGGCCACCCAAUGUGUCUGUGAAAGCCACAACAUCAUCUUUAAAAGUGACUGUCACCCUACCGUUAGGACCGGAUAAUAAGACUUCCAUCGAGGAGAUUUUCAACAGUACCCGCUUUUCCUACCAUAAACCUCCAACCGUCUAUACCCUCAACAUCACUCGUCCUAGCUGGGCAGCACAGGUCCACGAAAGCACAACUGGAGAGUUUGUCCUCAACAAUCUAAAGAACAUCAGUGUAGAGUACUGUGGCUAUGUAGUGUACGUCCCAACUGUAGAAAGGCACCGAAAUCCCAGUGAGAGCCAUACAUUCUGUGUGGCAUUACCAGGUUACCCCCGGCUGCUGUUCCCCUGGUUCCUCCUCUUAGGGUGUCUGCUACUUGGUUCUCUCCUGCUACCGGUGGUGGUGUGUCGUCACUAUGUGAGAAAGAGGAGUAACAUGCCAGACGCCUUGAAACUGACAACCAGCAACAUCCCACCUCCAUCGUGGUACCCUCCAGAAGCCAUCACUUUCUCCACUGCCAAGCUGUACCAUUACCCUGUGGGGUUCUCCUAUGGUGACCUGAAGACUGGUAAACUCCAGAUGGGGUCAAAGUUCACCAGCAGUGGGUCUGGGUCCUAUUCCCCCCAGGACAGAUCCUCCUCCCUUGCCCAGCCCAGGCACUGUGACACCUACAUGGGCCAGCAGGGUCCACCCCCAGAGCACUCCAACAACAGCACCCAGUCCUCCAACUAUAGCAUGGUCGUAGUGCAGGUAUCCAAUGAAGGUGUGAAGGAAGAAUGCCAUCACCAUCCAGACAGCGAAGACAACAUCAACUCUCCAUGGUCAUCUGAAUCCAGUGACCACAAACCCAGUUGGGUUCAAGGUGGUCCAGUUUUGUUUUCGCGUGGAGCACCACCUGAGCCGAACCAGUGUGUUGGAGACAGGGACUCAACGGGGCACCCCCUGGUCCUGCCCACAUUGCGGCGUAUUGAUGGCCAACUGCAGUUGUCUACUCUGCUGCUCCAGCCAGAGACACAGAGUGUCAUGGCCAGCAUGGCACUGCCUACAGACACUAAGGGGCAGCCCCUUUUGUGGGACCUAGACAACACUGGGCAAAGGGCAUCACUAUUGUCUGAUCUGGUCACCACGGGGGAGACAGAGUGGUUGGGCCCUGGUACAGGGAGAGAGGAGGAGAGAACAAUAUACACCCCAAUCUCUCCAUUGUGUUUCAAUAACUCUAAUGACUCACCAUCUCACUCCAUACCUCCCAUCAACCUUGCAGACUGCGAGACCUCAUCAAUGACAUUGUUGUCUGGUUACAAACAACACUGGGUACCCCUUGCCCCUCAAGGUCUAACAGCAGAGGAUAACUUUGUGAUUUCCUCAUAUGCUCCACAACAGGCUUGGAUUGAUCAGGAGGAAGAGGAAGAAGGAGAGCAAGGAGGGGAUGAAAGAGGCAGUGAAUUCUUUCUGGGAGGUUGGGUGGUACAAAUUCUAGGAUGAUUGGUUUUCGUUUUUUAGAUCCCUAAAAUAAUCUUAAGGGCCUCUGUGCCUGUUCUUCGCUCUGUUUGGGUCUCCAAUGUACGCCAGAGACAAGUUCCGUCUCAGCGAGCCUUCACAAAGUGCAGGGAGAAGAUGGAAGGAGCAGAGAGAGGGUUUUGGUGGCAGUGCAGAGUGGGGCUUUCACGGUCCCUCACCUGCCUGCCAUGGAGCUUAUGAUUCAGAAACAAGAGCAGGAUUCUACUCCAGUAUCCAGCACACAUGCCCCCCUCAAUGGAAUCCUACUGAAUUAAUGCUAUAAUUUUGGCCCUUUUUUACAUUAUGACAAAUGUUGGAUGUAGGAUCAAGUGCUGUAAAAUGUAGGAUCAAGAAUAUAGGAUGAAAUGCUGUAAAAAUAGAUUCUGUACAUUUGAUUGUGACGCUCUCUUUCAUUUGCAUAUUUUGCAACAUUUCCAGAAACAGGCUAGUUCUUCCAAUAUAUGUGUGCAUACAUACACACAUCUUAAUGUACACUAACAUGUUCAUUUAAACCAUGACUGUGAAGUUUCUGUAUAAUUUGAAGAAAUUCAAUUUACAUCCAGGGUUGAAUCUGGGUGGCAUAAGGUAAGUAAACAGCCUGUCCUCUCAUGUCAUAAUGUCAUAGGCACAAAGCUUUCAUUUCAGCAUAUCUGUACUUUUGUCUCUUUCAUUUAUUGUUUCUCGUUUGUCAUAUUAUCUGUGUUAUCGUGCUCCACAUUAUAUGCAUCACAAUGCUGGGGGGAAAAAAAUGUAUCGAAAACAAUUGAAAUUCAUAUUAGCAUUGAAGGUGAAGCAUACAUUUCUAAAAUAUUAGUAUCAGAAAUACAAAACAUGGCAGCGUGAGUUACCCGAGAAACGUGUCAAAUAACUUGUGUGUGUUUUGUCUUCAGAGUACGUGACCUCAAUUAACGUCCUCUCAUUGUUUGCUGCUCUUUUGAGGUGAUGAAACUACAGUACAGGAGACAAAAGGCUUGGGUAAUUCUCCACGAGGGUGUGGUGGUUAUGGUACUUUGGUGAGCUACUAACGCCAAACAGGGCACUUAGUAUCUAAGUGACAAUACCUAUGUGUUUACUACACUUUGAUAUAAUAAUGGGCUAAUAAACUGUUAAAACUGUCAGGUGUGAUGUGUAUCACAUAUUCAGCAUAUAUGUACAGUAUAAUACUGAUUUGUUUUUUAUAUGGGUCACUUUUACAACUAAUAUGACUGUGAAUUUAAUGUUUUCAUUAAAAAGGUAACUACUUGUGCUACUGAA
Messenger RNA from Oncorhynchus keta (chum salmon), 3536 nucleotides. RefSeq lists its product as uncharacterized. Lineage: Eukaryota; Metazoa; Chordata; Actinopteri; Salmoniformes; Salmonidae. The record is from RefSeq and is a predicted model, not a curated record. Gene Ontology annotation, molecular function: protein binding. The transcript is spliced from 7 exons. The coding region runs from base 441 to 2267 and encodes 608 amino acids.